GCGCUGCAGCAGUCUGACCCUUGCUGUGUGCGUCGUCCAAUGGUUCGCCUCAUAGGAUGAGUUGACAGCUGACGUAAAGCGUCACAUAAAAGCUACAGCGCACCACGUUACCGACCGUGUCUCACAGUCCCACAUCGUGCUCUACUCCGAAGGUAAACCAUGAGCUACCACAAACCCGACGAGAAAACUCUUCAGGGCCUGAAAGACAUCGCGAACAAGCUCAGGAUUCACUCCAUCAAGGAAACAUGCGCAUCAAAUUCCGGACAUCCCACCUCAUGCUGCAGCGCUGCCGAGCUCAUGUCUGUACUGUUCUUCCACACCAUGCGCUACAAAGCUGAUGAUCCUCGCAACCCCUGCAACGACCGCUUUAUUUUGUCUAAGGGCCAUGCUGCUCCAAUUUUAUAUGCAGCUUGGGCAGAGGCCGGGUACAUCAAAGAGUCCGAUCUGCUGAACCUGCGCAAGAUCGACUCUGACCUGGAGGGUCACCCCACUCCUAAAUUAGCUUUUGUGGAUGUUGCAACCGGAUCUCUUGGCCAAGGUCUGGGUGCUGGUUGUGGUAUGGCAUACACUGGAAAAUACUUGGACAAGUCCAGCUACCGUGUGUACUGUAUGUUGGGAGAUGGUGAGUGUUCUGAAGGCUCUGUGUGGGAAGCCAUGGCUUUUGCCUCCUAUUACAAACUUGACAAUCUGGUGGCCAUCCUUGAUGUGAAUCGCCUGGCCCAGAGCGAGGCAGCCCCACUUCAGCAUAACAUGAACGUCUACAAGGAUCGCUGUGAGGCAUUUGGUUUUAAUACCCAUGUGGUGGAUGGCCAUGAUGUGGAGGAGCUGUGCAAGGCUCUAUGGGAUGCACAGCGAGUGAAAGGGAAGCCCACAGCCAUUGUUGCCAAAACAUUUAAGGGUAAAGGUCUUAAAGGUAUUGAAGACCAGGAUAAUUGGCAUGGGAAGCCUAUGCCUAAAGACCGUGCCGAUGAGCUCAUAAAAGAGCUCAUGAGCCAGAUCCAGUCUCCCAAUAAGCCCAUCCACCCUCAUCUACCCAAAGAGGACGCUGCUCCAGUUGACGGAAAACCUAUUCGCCUGCUCACCGCUCCAGAAUACAAGAUUGGAGACAAGGUCUCCACCAGGAAGGCUUAUGGUGUCGCUCUGAAGAGGAUGGGUGAUGCAAGCACUCGUGUGGUGGCUCUGGAUGGUGAUACUAAGAACUCAACCUUCUCUGAUAUCUUCAAAAAGGCCCAUCCUGAUCGCUUCAUCGAGUGCUUCAUUGCUGAGCAAAACAUGGUGAGCGUGGCCAUCGGUUGUGCCACUCGUGAUCGCACCGUUCCAUUUGCCAGCACUUUUGCCGCCUUCCUCGCUCGUGCCUAUGACCACAUUCGCAUGGCAGCGAUCUCCCAGUCCAACGUCAACCUUGUUGGCUCACACUGUGGCGUUUCUAUUGGUGAGGAUGGCCCCUCACAGAUGGCCCUGGAGGAUCUCGCAAUGUUCCGCGCUAUCCCGACAUGCACUGUGUUUUAUCCUAGUGAUGGAGUAUCAACUGAGAGAGCCGUAGAGCUUGCAGCCAAUACAAAGGGUAUCUGUUUCAUCCGCACCAGCCGGCCUGACACUGCAGUCAUCUAUAAUCCUGAAGAGAAAUUUGAAGUUGGCAAAGCCAUGGUGGUGCGUCAGUCUGAAAAUGAUCAAGUGACUGUUAUUGGUGCUGGAGUAACUUUGCAUGAGGCACUUGCAGCACAUGAACAACUGGCUAAAGAAGGUGUGAAUAUUCGGGUGAUUGACCCAUUUACUAUUAAGCCUCUGGAUGCUGAAACUAUCGUGUCAAGUGCUCGUGCUACAGGAGGAAAAGUGAUCACUGUAGAGGACCACUACAAAGAGGGUGGUCUGGGCGAGGCUGUCCUGUCUGCAGUGGGUGAGGAGCCCGGCAUCGUGGUGCACCGGCUGGCUGUGAGCCGCGUUCCCCGGAGCGGCAAACCGCAGGAGCUUCUGGACAUGUUUGGCAUCAGUGCCAAAUGUAUCGUUGCGGCCGUCAAGAGCACUUUUGCCAACUGAAACCCUCCCAUCAUUAAAUGGCUCUGAACUACACCCUCCCUCCUUACCCUGUAUCUAGAGACCAAGCUCACGACAUCAGUAUCAUUCCAGAAGUUUACCACCUUAUAUUUCACUGAGAAGAAACUGGGGUUGUGUGUUUUUUUUCUAACAUGUGCACUGUAGUUCCCAUUGCUUUGCAUUUCAUUCAGGUUUGCUUUCUUGAAAGCUUUAAAUGCUGCAUUAAUGCUGGUUGUUAAAGGUUUAAUGAUAGAUUAAAUCCGACUGCAUUCCAUUUUAUGAACAUCUUAAGAUAAUGACCAUUUCACAUUUCUGAUUUAAGCUUCCCUGUAGCUCUGUAUGCCUAAAAAGCUUAUGUUAUGAAAUAAGUGAAUCUGACCAGAUCUGCGAUGGUGCUUUCAGUAAAAAUAUGCAUUUGUCAUUUUUUUUUUUUACAUGUUUUUCUUGUCAUGUGAGCUACCGGUGUUAACAACGGUUUGAUUUUGGUGACUGGAGGCCCUUCGUGUUAUUACUGUAUUGUGUGAACUUGGCUUUCACUGCAUUUGAUGUAAUGUGUUAAUAAAAGUACCACAAUGUUCACAUCA
This is a messenger RNA of Paramisgurnus dabryanus, 2618 nucleotides long. RefSeq names its product transketolase b (gene tktb). NCBI's taxonomy places the organism in Eukaryota, Metazoa, Chordata, Actinopteri, Cypriniformes, Cobitidae. Gene Ontology annotation, molecular function: thiamine pyrophosphate binding; transketolase activity. The record is from RefSeq and is a predicted model, not a curated record.